Cynoglossus semilaevis (tongue sole) is the source of this 4417-nucleotide messenger RNA. It is a transcript of the gene vps26bl, whose product is annotated as vacuolar protein sorting 26 homolog B, like. Bases 111 to 1112 code for a protein of 333 amino acids. Lineage: Eukaryota; Metazoa; Chordata; Actinopteri; Pleuronectiformes; Cynoglossidae. The record is from RefSeq and is a predicted model, not a curated record. The transcript has 6 exons. Gene Ontology annotation, biological process: intracellular protein transport.
UGUAAGCGUCAUUCUUGUAUUAUCAGGGAAGCUGUUCAUACACAGGACUGCACAUCCUUUCUCUCAACAGUAGCACUUAAUAGAGCUGUCUCUUAUCAGCAGCAGCAGACAUGAGUUUCUUUGGUUUCGGUCAGAGUGCGGACAUCGACAUAGUCCUAAAUGACGCAGAGACGAGAAAGAAAGCUGAGCAUAAAAGCGAAGAUGGAAGGAAGGACAAAUAUUUCCUCUUCUACGACGGAGAAACAGUGUCUGGCAAAGUAAACGUUACUCUCAAGUACCCGGGAAAAAGACUGGAGCACAAUGGCAUCAAGAUCGAAUUUGUGGGCCAGAUAGAGCUGUACUACGACAGAGGAAACCACCAUGAGUUUGUGUCUCUGGUCAAAGACCUGGCUCGGCCGGGGGAAAUCACACAGUCCCAGACGUUUGACUUUGAAUUCACACAUGUGGAGAAACCAUAUGAGUCCUACACUGGACAAAAUGUCAAAUUACGCUACUUUCUGAGAGCAACAGUGAGCCGGAGACUGAAUGACAUCAGCAAGGAGCUGGACAUUGUUGUUCACACACUCAGCACCUACCCUGAGCUCAACUCCUCCAUCAAGAUGGAAGUGGGAAUCGAGGACUGUCUACACAUAGAGUUUGAGUACAACAAAUCAAAGUAUCAUCUCAAAGAUGUGAUUGUGGGAAAGAUUUACUUUUUGCUGGUGAGGAUUAAAAUCAGACACAUGGAAAUCGAUAUCAUCAAGAGGGAAACAACAGGCACAGGGCCAAACGUCUACCACGAGAACGACACCAUAGCCAAGUAUGAGAUCAUGGAUGGCGCCCCAGUCCGAGGAGAGUCCAUACCCAUCAGACUGUUUCUGGCCGGCUAUGAGAUGACACCGACUAUGAGAGACAUCAACAAGAAGUUCUCUGUGAGAUACUACCUCAAUCUGGUACUCAUCGAUGAGGAGGAAAGGCGCUAUUUCAAACAGCAGGAGAUCACUCUCUGGAGAAAAGGCGACAUUGUGAGGAAGAGUAUGUCUCACCAAGCAGCCAUCUCCUCCCAGCGCUUCGAAGGCUCCUCCCAUCCAGAGAAGCCGCUGCCCCAGGAUAGCAGGGAGGACGACAGCUAGAGGGCAGCAGCCACUUCGCCCUCUGUGUCAGUGAGUGUCCAGUGUAGGAGCCUUCAGGGUCAGAACUUGGAGAUCAUACGUGUGUUUGCAGUGCCAUGAAACACUGCAGUGUUUUUCACACCGUGUGUUUGUGUGAGUGAAUGAACAAGUGUGAGGCUUCAGACGAACACAACAACGUGGAUUUGACCUGAAAACAAACAGUCAGAACUGAGUUAGGCCAUUAGUUAGAAGUAAAAGUAAGGUUUGAUUGAACAUUCUUUAACUCCCAGCUGGGUGGAGUUUACCACACUGACACUGAUUAGAGAGUGUUAGCUCAUUCUGCUGUCAUUAACAACUGCACAAAAAUUAAACUUAUGAUGUUUCAUAGAAAGUAAUGGUGCGGGGUAAACUUUACUGCGAGAAGCACUUAAAUAUUUGUUGUUUGGCCUCUAGUUUAAAUAUCGUGUGUAUGGAUGUACGUCAGUAUGUCAGAAUGCACCUUGGGUAUUUUUCUAACUCAAACUUUCCUUUCUAAUGCUCGUAUGACUGGACAACUGCACUGUGUAGUAAUUGUAGUUUUUUUGUUUGUUUUUUUUAAAUCACUUCUGUCUUCUCACAGUAAUGUGACUCAUUAAUUUAUGACCGUUUUCCUGCCUCUCGCUUUGCAGCAAAUUAAUUUUUUUCUGCAGAAACAAGAGAAUCACAUUUGUAAAAAAAAAAGAAGAAAUAUUUUCAUACAUUCCACUCUCAUCAUCAAUACACAGCAGAAAGAUUAUUUAUUUUUGAACAAAAAAUAUUUAAUAAAGGGUUGAAUAUGUGUGGUGGGUUAUUUGGUUGUAGGGCAGGUUUAUAACGGCACUACAGUAACGACAGAUACUGCUCUGGGGUCUUUUUUCAGUUUAUCUCUCUGAUCAACUGCUUGUGUGUUCUGUUUAUGAGCUUUCUCAACAGCCUUUUUUUAGACAUCAAGAAUAAUCUGGACAAGUAUUCUUUUUAAACUAACAGAGACAGUAUUAGAUAGUGAUGGUGACCACGUGCCUGAACCUUUGUUGCCAAAACAGUUUCAGUAGAUUAACUAGUGAAUAAUUCCAAGUAGUAGUUCCAGCUGCAUAAACAAGUGAGUGCAUGAGUGAAAAAGACAAGAAAUUAGGAAAUUAAUUGAAAGUAUUUUAUAAAGUAUAUAUUUAUAGAAUAUAUGUUUAAGGUCUACAUUGGGGGGAAUAAAGUCAGCUCCUGUUGCCCUUACUUUUUGCUACAGCCUGCAGCCUUAUGCAUCACAUCCCAAAGCUGUGCAAAAUCUAACACUGUGUUCCAUUAAUGAUUUAGAUGUUUUUAUGUUCCACACCUCUCUCUGCAGUCAGGUCUGUUGUGUUAAAGCAACACAUUUACUGUCAACCGUUCAGAUUUCUGCUGUGUUGAUCUGAGUCAACUGGAAGCUUCAGCUACGGUCAGUGCAGCUUGGCCCUGGAGAUUUUCUCACUAACUGUCGAGUCUGGUUAAAUGUAGGAAACUCUAUCAAAGUUAUGGCAAGAUUUGGUUUCCAGUGGGUUUUAACGCCAUUGGAGUUCUUAUGAAUUUCACUAAAAUACUGAAAAAAUAUUAAAAACAGUUUAUUUUUUCCCCUUUUUUUUUGAAGAGUUAAACUGAUUUAAAGAUUGUUUUUAGCUUUGAUUCAUGAAUUCAAAGAGUUAUAUUGUCAUUUCAGUUUGAACUUACAAUACACAGUAAAAAUGGACAAGAACAACACUGGUGACAGAGGUCCCAGGUGAUGCAAAAAACCCAACAACAUUUAACUAAAUUUUUAAGAACAUUCCAAAAAUGUCUUAGCGACAUUGAGGUCCAGGAUCUUUGGAGACUAACUUACCAACAUUUUCUCAUUUAUAAGUUAUAAGUCCUGUGCAGAAUCCUUUUGGUGAUUUUUGGUAUUUUAUUUCUGCUGAAAAGCAUCAGAUGAUGCUAAACAUUCAUGCUGGAAUCAAUUCUGACUAAGUCCCCAAUAAAAUUGCUUGGCUGAAAUGUAGUCCCAAACCAAAACAGAGCCACAACAGAGCAUUGUUUACCUGAAGAUUCCAACAGACAGAUGAUUGUAACAUGUUUUUGUGAACAGUUAAGAUGAGAAAUCGUUCCAUAUCCUUUGUAAGAGCCUUACAAGAUGUUUUUUUUUUCCUUUUUAAGAAAGGCACUGUGAGAUGUGUCUUCAUAUUUAAAACAUUCUAGCUCAGCAAUUUGUUAAUCUAUAAUCACACCUUUCAGCCUGUCUUUAAUCUUAUCUUCAGAGCCAUGUGUGGAACUGGUUAAGCUCGUGUAUUCUCAGUAAUAUUAUACAUAUUAGAGAAUGAUGAGAUCAUUCUCUGCCAGGUUUGUUUAGGAUAAAACAUGAAAACAAAGUGGACACUCCUGUUUGCUUUCCCAUUUGCUAAAAGAGGCUCAGAGUACAAGAAAUAAUGGUUUAAAAUGACUCCUGAGACAGAGGGACACUUUACACACAGGUGUCCACAACAACAGUUUGGUCAAAGUGGCCUACAGCAGAUGGUCCUCCUACUUUCUAAAGGAUUUUUAAAAAAAUAUGAUUUGCAGUUGAAUCAUGUAAGUGAGCUUUUUCAAACGCUGUAUGCGUGAAGGCGACUGUCUCCAGUUACAGUAUGUCAGACUGCUUUACCAUCAGGCAUCUGUCAGAGGUUACUGCUGUUUUAUUGAUGCACCUCUCACACUCAUCUUUUAAAGGUGAGAUGUAAGACAGCUACUGUGGCCCAGACUAUUCAAAGCCUAAGUGUGGAAAACAUUGACAGACAUGUUUAACUACCUCCUUAAGAAUAGAACAUGGACACCAGAUUGAUGAAGCUGGUUGUAAUUCUCCAUCUUUGAUCACCUGUGUUUUCCUCCAAUUAAUUUUAAUUAAAUUCUAUGACAUUUCUGCCAAGUGGAACGAUAAAUCACCCCACCCCCCUCAGCCAGGUCACUGACAUACAGUCUGUUCAUUGUGAAAUUGUCUCUGUUGUUGCCCCACCAAUUCAGUGUAUUUUAUUUUUGUGGUUACUUUAGCUUGUGUGGCUGUAAUUGUUUUUUGUUUGUUUGUUUUUGUUUGUUUUUUUGUUAUUUCUAGCAGUGCUGGUAUUUACCUGCAGCUGCUAAACUAACCAUAUUUGUAAAAGAGAUUGUUAUGGUAAAGAGCAAUGACCUAAAAAUGCACAGGAUAUUUUAAAUCCACAGUGUAAAUUCAAAUUUAUUUGUUUUUGGGGAUUUUUUUUUCAUGCUGUCUAAGAAUGUUGAUUUUGAAAAUUGUCUAUAUUACUUAUCUUUCCAUUAAAGGGAGUAAGUGAACAUCA